Phycomyces blakesleeanus NRRL 1555(-) is the source of this 695-nucleotide messenger RNA. RefSeq lists its product as hypothetical. The transcript is spliced from 2 exons. The record is from RefSeq and is a predicted model, not a curated record. Bases 130 to 681 code for a protein of 183 amino acids. Lineage: Eukaryota; Fungi; Mucoromycota; Mucoromycetes; Mucorales; Phycomycetaceae.
UGAUCAGCAUAAUCAUUUUGUGUCUGCUAUAGUAAUCGGGAUGAUAUUAUAGUGCCUGUUUUAAAUAUAAUAUACUGCCUGGUAUCUGGUCCCUGGAGACUAGCAGAAUGUUUUAUGGUGACAGAUAUCAUGUCUUAUCUUUAUCACUGGAUGACUAUUCAAACCUCUGUAUCUUUACGUACUAGUGGUAUCAGGAUCGCUCGUUGUUUAGUUCAACAUCAACAAACGGUGAAAUAUAAGGUUUUUGAAACGGUGGAUUUUGGAUCAAUUUUAUUAUCGCUUGGCAUCCCCAACCAUGUUUACUGUGAAGCAGCCGUCCGAUGGGUAGUUUCAUCAGAGGAGACCACCACAUGGUCUAUUACCCAAGAAGUGCUUUUAUUCCUCUUUUAUUAUUUUCAACAUUCGAGCAAUGGCCUGAUCAGCACACUGGGAUCACUUCAAAUAAUACCAAAAUCUCUGGUUACAAUUCUUCAUCACCCUGAUCUCCCUCUGGAUACAAGUCUCCAAAGUGUUAGUGUGAUAAAUAUAUUCUUAAGCCGACUGAUAAGUCUCGAUCGACAAUCAACAUUUGUGUCUGUCUUAUUACAAGAAGGAAUCUUGCCCAGUUUAUCUUUUUUAUGUCAAAAACACCAGUCAGAUCAAUUUACCCAUGAAUCCAACAAGCUAUUCAAUUUAAUUUAACAACCAUUUAAAAA